UGAUUUGUGAGCAAUGGAAAUAAUUUGUAUGUGUUGCACAUAUUGGACAAUGAACAACAUGGUUUGUAAAUUUGUAAGGGAGAAUAGUUUGAGCAGUAUAAGUAGGCGUGGUUACAGCGGUAUAAAUAUGCGUGGUUACAGCGGUAUAAAUAGGCGUGGUUACAGCGGUAUAAAUUGGCGUGGUUACAGCGGUAUAAGUAGGUAUUGUUAAAGCGAUAUAAGUAGGCCUGGUUAAGCGGUAUAAGUAGGCGUGGCUAGAGCGGUAUAUGUAGGCGUGGCUAGAGCGGUAUAUGUAGGUGUGGUUAGAGCAGUAUAAGUAGGCGUGGUUAGAGCGGUAUAAGUAGGCGUGGUUAGAGUGGUAUAAGAAGUCGUGGUUAGAGCGGCAUGAGUAGUCGUGGUUAGAGGGUCGUGGUACUCACAACAAAAACAAUAUUAACACUUCCACUAUCAACACUGUCGAGCUACUGUAUGCAUUCACUUAUACAGUAUACAUGUAGCUGAUAGUCUCGCACUCGUCCUAAGAGACCAUGAAGUUCAGGAUAGGUUUACACAGAGAGAGAGAGGCCAUUAGAGAGACAGACCUACGGGCAUGAAAACAAAUCAAUUAGAUCGAUGCAAAAUUAUUAAGCGGAGACAUGUAGACAGACAAACAAAUCAUAACACAGAUGAGGGCACAAGGGAGAGACCAAUCCAAAUCUAAAGAGAGAGAGAGAGAGAGAGAGAGAGAGGGUAGUAUUGACCGGCGUAAACGAGAGAGAGAGAGAAAAAAAAACAAGAAAGAAAGUAUGAAAACAGAGGGUUAUAUAGUGGCUCUGCAGCAAAAGAGAAGAAACAGAAGUGAGAUAUAUAGAAUACGGGAGAAGAUUUAGAUCUGGUGUGCACUAAUUGCAUAAGGAUUUGCUUCUUAUGCUACUUAUAUAGCCAAACAUCUGACAAAACUAAAUUAGUAUUUUUUUUUACAUUACUUUUCUUUUUUCUUCAUUAAUAAAUAAAGUUAAGUCUUUAAUGUGUCUUCAAACUGUCUUGACAAUUUUGAUCUAGAUCUUGUCGUCUUAAUGUGAUCUAGAGGUGCAAGUGUACUUUAGAAGUCAUCAAUUAUUCAUCUACCCAAGAUUCGGGGCUGCUAAAUGUAACCAAAGUACUAUUAGCGCUUAGCGAUUUGACUCAGUAGUGUUCCUUGAUUGGCUCUUUUCUUGACAGAGGAAAAAAAAACACAAAAAACAAAUAUGGAUGACUUCUUAGAGCUGUGAUUUCUCGACUAGAUUUCGGGAUCGUGGAAAAUUCAAAUUUAGUUAUUGUGUUGUGUUGUGUCUUCAUUCGAGUACAUUGGAUUAUAAUGGGAAUACGAAUGGGAUGUAUCCAAUACUGUGCAGGUUCAUUGUGAUUCUUCCUUGGUGAUCUAUAAGCUCGUGGUUUUUGGUGCCUUCUGGCUGUGAAGCAGCCAGCGCCAUGCUGUCCAACGCCACGUCACGGCUGACAUGCAUCAGUUCAUUCGAAGAGGAGAGCGAGGAAGAGGAGGCAGACGACAGCGAGGAGCAAGUGAACGGAGAGAAGUCUGGCUUUUUAAAUGGUUUAUGGAAAAGAUUUGACAAGCCCAACAAGACGCUGUCGGAUGUCCAGCAGUCGUCCAGUCCUGGGUCACAGACAUCGCUCAACCAGCAGCUGGCCAUGAGAGACGCAAGUGGAUACCAGGCCAUGGGCAUCACCAGGGGCGCCAGCCUUAACAGUCAGAGUCGAUCAGCGUCGGAGGAGGACAAGGGAGAAGGGGAGUCCAGCGUGUGGAAAAAUGUCAAAUCUAUCGCCAGCAUGCUCAUGGAUGAGGCGGAGGUGGUGGAGCGAGGCGCCCAGGGACCGUACGUGGAAGGGGUCGACUACAAGCUGGGCAGCCUUCAGCUCGGACUUAUAUACGACUUCCAGUCAUUGACCUUGACACUGAGGAUUAUCAAGGCCAAAGAUUUACCCGCCAAAGACGUAACGGGUACCAGCGACCCCUACGUGAAAAUCAUGCUUCUGCCGGAUAAAAAACACAAACUUUUAACCAAAGUCAAGAAAAAGAACCUUAACCCGCAUUGGAAUGAGUGUUUUCUAUUUGAAGGCUGGCCACAUAACAAACUUCUGGAGAAAACAUUAUACCUUCAGGUUAUCGACUAUGACAGAUUCAGUCGAGAUGACCCCAUCGGCGAGACGUACAUCCCGUUGAACGAGGUCGACCUCUCACAGUCUCCCGUCUUAUGGAAGUACCUGCAGCCAUGCAAGGAUUCUCGGGGCAAGCUGGGUGAGUUGCUCUUAUCUUUGUGUUACCAACCCAACAUUGGAAGACUCACGGUCACUGUCAUGAAGGCUAAAGAUCUCAAGGCCAAGGACAUUACCGGAUCGUCGGAUCCUUAUGUUAAAAUCUGGCUGUCCUUCGGAGCGACUCGAGUGGAAAAGAAAAAGACCAACAUCAAAAUGAGAUCGUUGAACCCUAUCUACAACGAGUCCUUCAUUUUUGACAUCCCUUGGGAAAAAAUCCGCGAAGCCAACUUGGAGGUGAGCGUCAUGGACUUUGAUAAGGUCGGAAGGAACGAGCUGAUUGGUCGGGUCGUGCUAGGCUGCCGCAGCGGACCAAUGGAAACGAGACAUUGGAACGACAUGGUGGCGAAACCAAGGCAACAGGUGGCGCAGUGGCAUUUGUUGAAAGACUGAUGAUAUGCUCUCAGAUUGUUUUGCCUCAGUAGCUAUUGUUCUAUAUUGUUAUUUUUUUGAGCGUAUGGUGAGACUAAAAUUGUGAAGCAUGAAGAUACAUAACAAGUAGCAGUUACUUGUACACUAAAUACAUUUUUGUUGAAGUUGUUAACAAAUUUCAGUUACAACCUAAUGAUAAUAUGGGAUCAACUUUUUUAAAUUGAUUGUCCAACAAGGGUGUUUGCAAUUUUUUUUUUUUUUAAUUUUUUUUUUUACUGUUAUUAAUGUAGACCCAGAUUUGAAAUAUUUCCAAACAUUUGGAAAGACUAAUCCAAGAAUUAAUUGUUAAAGCAUAUAGAUAUAGAUAUAUUUCCAAUACGAAUUGGAAAGAGAAGUUGUUAAAAAAAUCAUUUUUUAUUAUUAUUAUAAUUUUUUAUGACUAAUUGUUAUCAGUUUGGAUUGAAAAAAAUCAUUACAAUUAAAACGUAUUGAUUAGCGUUUCUAGUAUCGUAAACUAAUACCAUAUUUUUAUAUUUAUUUUUCACAAUAUUUUAACAAAUUUAAUCAAAGCUAAAAUAAUAGUUUCAGGAAAUGUUUUAGUCCCAAUAUUUUAAUUUAUUUUUUUUUUGACAUUCUUAAACUCAACAGAACCGGUAAAACUUUUAUUUUAAUCUUUUAAUUAAUUUUUUUUUUUUAAGAUUUUUUUUUUUAAAUUUUCUAUAAAUUAUUUUUUAUCCAUGGAGUGAGCUUAAGGAAAUAACGCCUUGAUCUAGUAGUGGGAUGAAUCAAACAUUUCUUUUAUUCUGUUAGUUGUACUUUUAACACUGUGCUAACUUUAAAAAGCUUUCACAUGGCAUUGAAGUCGUUUUUUCAAAGUCACCAGUAAUAAUAUAUUUUUGUUACAGAGAUUUUGGCUCAGCUGCAAAUUUUAGUUUAAAAUUCUGUCUAUAUACAUAAUUUAAAUGUCAACAUUUAAAAGCCAAUUAAGUUCUAUUUAAAAUGUAGACUUGACAUAUUUAAUGUAAAAUCAUCAGUUAUUGACAUCAAAACUAAGUUGUGUAAUGACUAUACAGCUAAAAUAAAAUGUUUGGAAAAGUAAUAGCAGAUUUUUAUUUAUGUGGAGUUUUCCUUAAUUCAGAGAGUAUCAAUAGUUGUUAGAAUUAUCUCCACCAGUAAAAUAAAGAAUGUUAUGAACAUGGAUAAUGUUGACAUUUCUUUUAUGUUUAAUAAGAGAGAGAAAAAAAUCAGUAAGGAAUGGUAAUAUUUGUCAAAACAGUUGUUGGCAGAAAAAAUAAAUUUUGAGAAAAAAAUAUUUCGAACCAACUGUUCUCUGGAAUCAUAAUUUGAGAAAUAUAUGAUCUAAAUUUGUUGAAUGACAAAUUAAAAUUCAAUAGAUCUUAAAUAAAGAAAAAACACUUAAUUUUGCCUCUUCUUUUUCAUCAAGUGAUUCGUUUUAACAAAACUUAAGAAAUAUAUUUUGAUAAGGUAAUGUUAUUAAUUUUUAUCUUGACAAGUCUAUAUUUUUGAACUGUAGCACUACUUAAAACAUUUUAUAAUACAAAAAAAAACUAGCAUAAGCUUCAGAAAUAUAUAAUUACCGUACAAGGAAAAAUUUGAUGGAAAAAUCGUAAUCAUACAUUUUGUUACAAAGAUCCUACACAUGCUAGAACAAAAAAAAGUGGACAAGUAUUUGACUACACUGAGCAGAUGACUUGACUCUCUGCUUCUAUAUUUGUUCAUAUUAUUAUUGUUGUUUUUUUAAAGAGUGUGGAAUAGAUGCUUCUCUAGGAACACUGUUUAAUAUUAGCAUGUAGAUAAGAUACAUGUGACUAUUUCAUGACAUCUGCACUAUCCAUUACAUUUGUCCAUUUAUUAGUUACAUUAAUUAUAUUAUUUGUUCUGAUUUAACUAUGUAAUUUUUAUAUUACACUUGUUUACAUUUUUUAAUAUAUAUAAUUAUAUAUUUUUUUUUUUUGUUGUCGUAUACAAACUAAAAUUUGAACCAGUGAAAUUGUGUCCUUUUUUAAUAUAUAAAAUAUGAAAUGUUAAUUUUGUUUUAUUUUUUUUUAUUGUAAAACAUCUUGUGGAUGUUUUUGUCUGCAAGAUAAAUAAAAUGCAGAAUGAAAUUCUUUGACAAAAAAAAAAUGUUCGUCAGUCGUCUGUCUAAAUAAAAAAGUAAAUAAAAUUAUUGUAUUUAAAUUUGAUUUAAUGUAAACAAAUUUUGCAACUUGUCAAAAGCAAUUUUUCUUUGCAGUAAUAUUUUGUAUUUCCUUUUGUUUUUUUUCAUUGUUUUUAAUAAAUGCUUUAAAAAUUUAAUUCUGGAAAUAAAUUACCUUGUAAAGUUAUUAUUGAAAAGUAAAAUUUAAAAAAAAUUAACUUUUAAUGUAUUUGAUGCAAAUGUUUUGAAAACCUAAUUUUAUUGUAAAUGUCAGAGAUUUUCAUUAAUCAAGUGAAAAAGAUAUUUAUCCUCUUCACUGAAUGUGCUUGGUACUGUCUUCUCUUUAUCUGUUACCAUUAUCAAAUGAUAACAAUUCAAAGCAAUAAAAAGCAUCUCUUUAAACUAAAUUGUUCCACUGGUACAUAUUUAGUCAACAUAUGUUUUUUCAAAAAGAUUAUUUGGUUAGACACUUGCUUAGACAUAGACCCUCUUAGUGCAUAGGAUGGCAAGAUCUCUCAACAGAGAUUGGUCAUAGGCAUUUUCCCAGCUGUUGCCUAUGGAUUUUAGGUCUUCUAAAAAGGUGUGUUUAGACACAUCUGCAAGUUAAGCUAGUCCUGAUUUAGAUUGUACUAUUUUUGUCAAACAGUUAUAGUAAAUAUUAAAAUAACUUGUGUACACAAAGCACAUCAUGAGAAUGAAAAAUUAAUAACAUUAAAUUUGUUUUAAAUUUACCUACAUUUCAUGCUUUUCUUUCACUUUCUUAUGGUUUUUCUUUCUAUUGGAUACACGAGGAACAAAAUUUAAUCUAAUAAUUUCUUAACAUCUAUUUUUUUAUCUAUAUUAUAUUAAUUUGAAAUCGUCUCUUUAUUGUUUUGUUUUUUUAUUUGGGUCAAAUGUCAUUUGCCAUUGUAUCUAGCCAUUCAUUCAUCCAUCGAGUCAAAUCAUCAUCAUAACACUUGACUGUUUUAGAGUUCAAAACAGCUUGCAUGUUGGUGGCUUCAUAUGUUAAACCCCAUGCUCCAGUCCAAUCUUUACUGGUGGAAUAGGACGGGAUGUUGUUGUUCUGUUUUUCUCUACAUAAAGAGUAGGCUGGCUCUUAGACCUCAAGAUGUCCAUUGGUCUUAGACUAAUUUAUUUUUUUUUAGCUUUAAAUGUUUUAAAGAAUUAUCUUAUUGUGAGUAUAUUAAUGUCUUUAUGCAAAAGUCUUAAAUGAUGCCCACAGCCUUCAAGGCUAAUCUCAUUAAGUAUGAAUUUUUAAAACCCUGAAUGAAGAUGAACAGAAAAAAAAACAGCAUAAUUGACAGCAGAGUAGAUAUGGAAGUAAAACCAUUAUAUUUAAUUAGGUAUAUAUGCUGAAUGAAAUCAUUUGAGAUAACAUGGGGAAACCCAAUGCUGUCAAACUUUUCCUACUUUUGAGAAAUCCAAGUUUUAUUUCAUUUAUAGAAUAAAGUAAAUAACUUAUCAGGUGUUAAUAAUCAAGAGGAUAUGAAAAAAAAAUUGACCACUCUGUUGUCUUACACUAAGAGAGAUUAUGGAAAUAGCAGAUUAAAAUGAGUUAUUUUCAAAAAUUUGUUUAAAAGUUACAUAAAUUGAAGGUAGCAAUACAUUUAUCAACAUUCUAUAACAAAACUAUUGUUAUGUGCAAUUUGUUUUCGAUAAGGAUCUCUCUUUUUUUUUUUUAAAGGCUCUAAAAAGUUAUUGGAAAAAAGAUUUUAAACCCUUGAAGUUAGGUAACUCCCCUAGAAGUUGAAUACAUAGCUGAUAGGGAUACUAGGGAUCAGUUUUUAAUUUUUCAUUAUUCGAUUCUACUUUUAUUAAAUAGCAAUAGCAUUUUAACAGACAAGCUAAUUAAAAAACCUCAAUAAGACAUAAAUAAUUUAUUUAUAAGAUAUACUUCAAUAAACUUCAGUCCUAAUGAGUAACCUGAAUCGACACCCCCAUCGGGUCUUGGCUCUUACUUUUAUGAAAUAAUGAAAGAUCUUAUGGUCCCGUCAUCUAAGUAUUCUCUGACAUGCAAGCUAACGUAGAGUGUCCAUGGAGUGUGACAUAUAUCUUUGUUAUGUAAUGCACCAUCACCUAUGUCAAACUUUAUGUCUUCAGCAGUCGGAGAGAAAAACAACUUAUUAACAAACUAUAGAUGCCAAUAAAAGCUACUUAUAACAAA
This is a messenger RNA of Biomphalaria glabrata, 6986 nucleotides long. RefSeq names its product synaptotagmin-7-like. Gene Ontology annotation, cellular component: synapse; membrane; axon. Gene Ontology annotation, biological process: calcium-ion regulated exocytosis; cellular response to calcium ion; regulation of dopamine secretion. The coding region runs from base 1450 to 2685 and encodes 411 amino acids. The transcript is spliced from 7 exons. The record is from RefSeq and is a predicted model, not a curated record. NCBI's taxonomy places the organism in Eukaryota, Metazoa, Mollusca, Gastropoda, Planorbidae. Gene Ontology annotation, molecular function: phosphatidylserine binding; calcium ion binding; clathrin binding.